AUGGCUCCGAAGUUGACUCUGAAGAUGAGCCGGGGUGUGCGUGGGGCAACCAGCGUGUCAGAGCCGACAAACACCAAUGAUCAUUCCAUCCUUGCGCCACCAGACAGCGAUCGAACUCGAGCCCAGCGAGCCCGAUCGGGGGCUGGAGAACCCAUCCGAACCGCCGCAGGGGACACGGGAAGAACAAGAACACCUGAACUCGAAGAAGAUGUAACAGAAGAGCACAGUCGCCCAGCGUCCACUUUCAUCACUCUACGCAUCCCGCCUGAAAGAUUGCACCAGACCGAUCGAUCCAUUCCGUCCACGGGUUCGUUCAUCACUCGGAAGGUUUCAAAACGGAGUCGACGAGCUGCGGUACAAAAUCCGUCAAGUCCUUCGGGAGUCUCGCAUCCUUCACCACAUUCUUUGCUAUCCGACACAGCGUCGACUUUCGCCGGGACAGAAGUCGAUUACGCCCAGGAAACUCCUGCUACGGUUGAGUCACCACCACAGCUAUAUCCGAACGACGAUUAUAGUCAAAGUGGCUUAACAGAGAGUGACAUUCUCCAGCACCGGGCUCGUUCUGGCCCCUUUAAUCAGAUCGGCCUGUCACAUACCACAACCACCACUGAUCAUAGGCCAGCCACGCCUACAGAAGUGUUUGAUUCUGGUCAGAUCGAUCCUACCAUCGACCCGGCACUGUAUCAACUGCACGCCGAGUCCCAGACGAUGGCUCCAGUCAAGGAUACCACCAACGUCCACAACACGAUCAAAGACAUUAUUCAAGAUCUAACGGAGAUACAAAUCCAAACUCAUGGCUAUGUCCCUGAGACCCAAGAUCUUCUGGUCGAGAAGAUGACCGACCUGGCCGAAUCCUUGUCCCGUUUACAGAAUCUGACCUCUGCUACAGCAUCGCCGAAUAGCUACAUCCAUCAAGUGCAAAUUGCGCCGGAGAUUGUUGAUUACGUCGAUGAUGGGCGCAACCCGGAUAUCUUCACCCGAGACUUUGUUGAAAAUGUGCAACGCGGCAAUGCUGUGAUCAAUGGCAAACAACAGGCCUUCAAGGAUUUUAGUGAGAUCUAUGCAAAGGCUUUGAAAGAGGGCAUUCCCGGUCUGGGGCGGCAGGUGGAUCAAGUUCUGGAGAAUGCUGGAUUCGAGAUCGAUCACAAGCAGGAGGGUGAAGACGAGGUAGUGGAUCACUCGAAUCCAAAUGGCCCUCAGAUGUCUGAUGGUGUUUGA
This is a messenger RNA of Capronia coronata CBS 617.96, 1218 nucleotides long. RefSeq lists its product as uncharacterized. Gene Ontology annotation, cellular component: mediator complex. The record is from RefSeq and is a predicted model, not a curated record. The transcript has a single exon. Lineage: Eukaryota; Fungi; Ascomycota; Eurotiomycetes; Chaetothyriales; Herpotrichiellaceae. Gene Ontology annotation, biological process: regulation of transcription by RNA polymerase II. Bases 1 to 1218 code for a protein of 405 amino acids. Gene Ontology annotation, molecular function: transcription coregulator activity.